This is a messenger RNA of Lingula anatina, 2179 nucleotides long. RefSeq lists its product as uncharacterized. The record is from RefSeq and is a predicted model, not a curated record. Lineage: Eukaryota; Metazoa; Brachiopoda; Lingulata; Lingulida; Lingulidae. Gene Ontology annotation, biological process: mitotic cytokinesis; regulation of phosphatidylinositol 3-kinase/protein kinase B signal transduction.
UUACAGGCGACCUUUUUAAUAGAAAAGAGAUAAUAGCUAGAGAACAAGAAAUGGAAAGAAAAAGGAAAGAAGACAAUCAGAACCAGAAUUUUGAUUUCGAGACGUCAAAACAACAACUUUCAAAAACCGCUGAAUUGUGUCUAAAAUUGGCGGAACAAUUAGAUUCUAAAAGUCUUUGCCAGCGACCUAAAUCAUCAGAACAUAACAAAUUAAAAUCUGAGAAUCAACAACUGAAACAACAGCUAGGAGAGGUUAUCGAUGCUAACCUUCAUUGGCAAAAAUAUAACGUAGAGAGGGACAACUAUGUGAUCAGUUUGCAAAAUGCGCUUGAGAGCAAACAAACGCAAAAGUGCGCAUGCGCCAGCAGAGAGCCCGCUGACGUGUUGACAGAGGCACAGCAAAAAGAAGUUGACAAAAUACUGCUCAAUGCUAAGGCGAAAACUUCAUCGAUAGAAAAAGAGAAGGAACAGCUACAAGAUUCCAUCCGCGAUCUUCGUCUUACCAUUCAUCAGAAAAAUCAAGAAAUAGAAAACCUGAAAAAGAGCGCUGCCAGGAACCAGGAUAGCCACCGGUCUUCUAACCAUUCUAACGUCGAUGACUAUGUCAAUAUGUUGAAGGAGCAAAUCCGCGCCGUGACCGAAGACUUUGAGGCCGAGAGACGAGACCGCGAGGAGGCGCAUUCAAAAAUUCUAGAACUUGAAAUCCAACUUCGACAGUUAAGGAACUCGAGAAGCAAUUUUCAACUCUAUCACCAAGGCAACACUGUUGUGGACGGUUGAUCAAAGACAAGCACGUUGAAGCAGAAGCUGUGGAGACAACAGCAACAGAGGACCGACUGAAUCAUUGAUACAGUAUUAAAUGAAACAAGAACAUUUUCAAUAACAAAUCUAAAACAGAUGGUUAUUAAAGGUCUGGUGAAACCCUGUUUUUCCUAGCGCAAGAAUAAAUUUUUUUUUUCUUUGUAAAAAGAAUAUAGUUACAAGGAGAGCAAUUGGCAAGAUAUAUUCUACUCAAGACGAUAACAUAUCCAAAGUUAAAUUUGCAAUACCCAUGCAUUCCAAAUCGUUGCACACUAAUUAAUGUGUUUUCAGUAUCAUAACUAUAAUUAUACGCGUCUGGUAUGUCCCAAAGUCUUACAUUUUUAUGGCUUUUUAUCCUGCAAUGCUUAUUGUCACAAGUCAGAUCUUAAAAACCUCAAAGCACCUGAUGCCGGUAGUUCCUUCUGGAAUGUCAGGUAGACGGUAUAGGUAUAAAUCAAUCAUGGCUCGUUUAGAACUAAGUUGUAUUAGAAUUGGUAGAAAACUUAAAUAGAGGUAUGGGGUGCGCAGUAGUUUGUAAGUAGAAGAAAUGCUUUUUUUAAAGGAUAAUUAGAUGUGGCGCGCAAAUCCCUCAUAGCAUACCUUUUAGUUUCGUUUGAUUCCUUGAAUUUCAAUUUAGUUUGUCUGUUGCCUUUUUACAAGAAUUUCCAUGCCCAUAUUUUGGGGAUUAUUAUGUGUUAUAAUUUUUGAAGUUAUUGUGGCGAGUGACAUGUUUAACCACGUGAUGCUUGUAAAUUACUCACCUUAUUUUGACAAGAAAUAUUCUACCACUUCAUACUAAUUUUGGUCAAUCUGAUGCAAAUGCAUCAUAUCUUACUAACUUUACUGUUUUUUAAUCAAUUCUUCUAUCAUUCUUUUUCUUAUUUUUCAAAAGUGAAAUUGUUUACUGUACACAGAAGUUGUGACUCACCAACUCCGCAUCAUCGCCCUGCUGUCCUUUUAUCGUUUUUUUUUUUCCAAUAUCUAUUUUAAGCUGUUUAUAUGUUACUUUUUGUUUGGUGUGUGCGUUCAACAGGCAUUCAUUCAUUAUAAAUUUCAAAUUACUUCACAAAUAAAAGAUCGCUUAGCCAUGUCAAUGAUGUUUCUCAUACACAGUGAUCAUUCAUAAGUUUAAAAAGUACCAGUACAUGACUUUUAAAUGAUAGCCAAUGUACACGAAAUUUGUGCAGAAUUGUUUGUAAAUAAUAACUUUUGCUGACCCGUCACAUCAUAAUUUUUAGGAGCUUAUUGUAUAUUGAUAUAUAUUUUUUAGCCCUUAGGCCAUAAAAUUUAAUACAGGCAACAAUUUGUAACAAUUUGUUACAUAAACAACGAUUAGGAUAGUGGAGUAAUGUAAUAAAAGCGGCCUUGUUUGGCCAAAU